Molecule: messenger RNA, 8981 nt
Organism: Planococcus citri (citrus mealybug)
Lineage: Eukaryota; Metazoa; Arthropoda; Insecta; Hemiptera; Pseudococcidae
Exons: 9
Coding region: 386-5821 (1811 amino acids)
Biological process (GO): regulation of transcription by RNA polymerase II
Cellular component (GO): chromosome
Molecular function (GO): chromatin insulator sequence binding
Source: RefSeq, a predicted model, not a curated record
ACGAACGAACGGGCGAUGAAGAGAUGAGCGAAAAUUUCGCAUUUUGUUGUCGUAUUUUUUGGUGUUGUUGUUGUUGUUGUUUGUGUUGUUGAACGUGCUCGACGUGUAGUGUCAGAUCAGCGUCAUUGUUUCUAUAAUUCAUUAGUAUAGUGCUCGAGUAACUGUAAAAAAGUGAAAUAAUAAAUAGCUGAUAGUAAUGUGUGUCGCGAGUGCAUCUUCGAAUACGUUGAUGUUGUGAUAAAAUCGUUAUCAUCCCGAAUGAAUGGUCUUUCGGUGAACGUUGAAUACCUAUCGAAUGAAUUUCGUUCGAACAGAUGUUUAUUGAUUGAUUCCAUAUUCUUCGUAUUACGUUAGGCCUUCUAUGCUAUGAUAACUCGUAUAGACAAUGGCAGAAGUUAUGAAUGAAUUAAGUGGCAGCAAUGGCGAAGUGGAUGAUGAACAUGACUCGAUAAAGUUGAACGGCGACGUUUGCGACGACGCUUCCAGUAUUGCUGCGAAUUCACCUUCGGACCAAAUCCUCGAUGACGAAUCGAUGCCUUCGAAAGACGAUAAAUGUAUCUCGUCCAGCUAUAAAUCCAAAAUAGACGGUAUAAACAACACAGACGGCGUCAAAGUACACCACGAGCAACAAAAUAACGGCAACGCUGCCGUAGCUAACGGUCGCCUGCAACUAGACGCUUCGUCGUACGCCGAAGAAGACGAAGAAGUAGAAGAAGAAGAAGAAGAAGAAGACGACGAAGACGACGACGAUAACGACAGCGAAAGCAUUCAAAAUGACAAAUUCGACAAAUCACGACCACCUGUAUCUGCGAACACGACGAUCGCGAGCUCGGUUUCGAAAAAGCCCAUACCCGAUCUAACAUCCAUAAACUCUGUGACCAAGAAUAAUAAUUCUGACAGCAUCAACAACGACUGCGAUCCGUUGUCUAUGUCCGUUGAUGGAGAUUCGAAUUGUGAUAGUGAUAGUGAUAAGGCUGAAUCGAGGCUACAAUCGAACUCGAAAGGUAGCAGCGAAGUGGCGAGUUUAACCAUCGACGAUGUUAGCACGUCCGGUGCUAGUGUCGCUACUAAAGACGAUAGCAUCGUUGUGAAUAAUCGUCUGUCGAGUCUAACCAUUACAGCGGUCACCGAGAACGGCGCUAAAGUCGACGACGACGUUGUAGCGACUGAUUUGAGUAGUAAACGAUUGAACUCUACCGGCGGCGAUGAAGACGACGAGGCGAACGAAGACGACGAAGUGAUCUCUAUUUCAAGUACGCCCGAUAAAAGCGGCAAAAAAUCGUCGUCGAAGAAACCUUCCAUGUCUAUAGUGAAUAUUACUCCUCGUAGAAGUAGUCGAAAUCUAAAUAAGCAAAGAAGCUACGCCGAAAAAGACGGCGGCGAAUACGAAAACAACAGCAGUAGCGACGGAAUUAGCGUGAUUUCGGCGUCCGGCGGCAGAAAACGCGCGACUGGAUCCAGCGGUACUGGAGAAGACGACGAGAUCGAAGAAAUAACUCCGACCGAUCCGUUGGCCGACGAACAACCUCAUCGAUUAUCGGCUGUCGCGUCAGCUGGUGUUGGCAAAGUACGCGGAGGUAACAAAACGAUCGUCGUCAGCGAUACCAAAGGUUUGGUGGAAUUCGCCUCUAAUACCAAAGCUUCUCGUUCGAAUAAGAAAGAGCCAACUUUAGUGAUAAUAGAUACCAACUCGAUAUUAUCGGGCCGAGGACCGAUACCAGUAUCGCAGCAAGGUGGUUCGAAUUCUCUACUACAUUCGUCCGCUUCGUCCGCUCCGAUUCCGGUCUCUUUGCCGAUAAACGCCGGUGCUUUUGCGAACGCUACUCGAGGUAAUAAUGCUUCGUCUAAUGCCGCAUUCUCCGUUAUACCGAUCGGGUUGCCGGCUCAAGGCAUGUAUUCGCAGUUCAAGAAUCCGCCCCCUCAGAUUAAACCGAUCGUCGUCGGACCAGCUACGACAUCGGUCACACCGGUACCGAUGGUUCAAUCUACGACCCCUAACGCGUUAUCGGCGACGACCAUUUCAAACGUUCAGGCGAGUCAGCCGGCCAAUAAACAACCUCCGGUUAUAUUACCUUCGUUGACUGAUGAUAUGUUCGUCGUCGAAGCUCCUUCGUUCAUCGUACCCUACGUUUAUGAGAAACCACCGAUGAAAUCACUCAAAGAACACAUCGAAAAGAUCGAAAACGAUAUCAAGCUGAUGAUAGCCGAAGAAGAAGCUCGACGAGAGCAACAAGAACGCGAAGAAGCUAAAGACAGCGUCAACGAGAAACCGGCACCGAGCGAAAGCGAAGAAAAAACCGCCCCUGGUGACGAUUCGGCCGCACCAUCCGAUAACAAAGCUGCUACCGAAGACGCUACUCCGAAAGAAUCGUCGACCUUAGCGGACGAUUCUAAACGAGCGGAAGAAAAAGACGCCGAAAACCAAGUCACCGCCAAAGAAGCGGAAAAAUCCACCACCAGCGAAGAGAAGAAAGAUGCUGAUUCGACCGUCGAACCAAUGGAGGUAGACGAAGAGCAACCAGCGACCGCUUCUAAACCUCCGGUAACCGUGCCUACCGCCGUCGAACCGGAUACCAGCGUUAAGAAGAUGGAAAUCGACCAGUCGCCGGCCAACGCUAUCAAAGAAAUCGAGAAAAAGAUCACAGCUGGCCCGACCACCGGGACCGACGAUCCGAAAAAACCGGCGUCCUAUUUCGAUAAUCCGUUGGGCAAGUUCUUCAUGCAAAUUGGCCUGAAUCUGGUCCAAGAACACGUUCAAACCGAUCUUCUCCGGUCGCAGAAACGUAAACGUGAUAAAGAGGGUGGCAAAUGCUCGGCGGAUGUUCAAUCGACCAUCGACGAACUGACCAAGACGCUGGAAUCGAGCAAAGAAAACAACGACCCGUUCAAGUUAGAGCUUAAAAAAUGCGAAUUGUGUAGUUUCAAGACGGAAUCGCUGCUGGUGAUGGCGCAUCACUUGGAAACGCCGCAUAUGAAGAAUUACACGUACAGGUGUAAUUUCUGUACUCUAGAGGUACGAAGCCCCCAUGACAUAUUGUUCCAUAUGGAAGCCGAACAUAAUAUCAGAGGUCGACUCGAACGAGCUCCGGCUUUCCACCAGUGCCCUAAUUGCCCGUUCGAAGAUAACCAGAAAGGUAAACUGACGCGGCAUCUGAUAUCUUGUUCGAAGAAAUACCGUCCAGAAAGAAACCAGGAACCACCGCUAGAUUGGGAACCUCCGGCGAAGAUACCGCGAGUGACGAGAAACCGACCACCUUCCAUGAGUCCUGGCAAUGCUGUCUACCAAGCGGCCAUGUCCGGUUUGAAACAAGCGCCGCAGAAUACUCUGUUACCCAAGUUAUUGCCGAAUACGACCAAUAUGAAACAUAACAUGAUGAACGCCGCUAACAAGAGGCCGAAUUUGGUCAAUCAGUUCGUCAACAGGUUCCCGAACGCCGCUAAUGCCCAGUCUAACUUUCAACAAAGACCUAUUCCUAUGCAGACUCCUAAUCAAGGUAUGAUGUUCAGACCAGGAGGAGCGAAUACGCAGACGCCCGUUUUAUUACCUCAAGGUUACCAUCUAUCCGGUGCUCAAAUCUAUCAGACUCAGAAUAAUAAAUCGCAAUCGUCGCAGCCCGGUUUGGCGGCAGCUAAAUUACUAAAUCAGCCCAGUAUCUCUAUUACUCCUUUGCCGAGACAGACGUCCGGCUCGAAUAACACGUCGUCCAACAACUCGAAAUCCGGCGUUGGUAAAGCUAUGAACGCCGUCAUGGCAGCCAGUAAUAAAGCCGGUGGCGGUAAUUUCGUCGUAUGCGAAAUCUGCGACGGUUAUAUUAAGGACUUGGAACAAUUACGAAAUCACAUGCAGUGGAUACACAAGGUGAAAAUCCACCCGAAAAUGAUCUACAACCGACCGCCGUUGAAUUGUCAAAAAUGCCAAGAGAGAUUCUUCACCGAUCAAGGCUUAGAACGUCAUCUACUCGGCGCUCAUGGUUUGGUCACGUCUAGCAUGCAGGAGGCGGCCAACAAAGGCAAAGAUGGCGGCCGGUGUCCGGUUUGCGGUCGCGUGUAUCAAUGGAAGCUUCUGAAUCAUGUCGCUCGUGAUCACCAAAUGGCUCUGAAACCGGCCCAUUUGUCGUACAAGUGUACCGUGUGCACUGCUACAUUCGGAAUGUACAAGCAGUUCGAAAGUCACGUGUAUUCGGCGCACAGCGUGGUCGCUAAGCGAGCCAUGGAUUCGUCGAAGAAACCUCCGCCGGCGCCUAGUUCGUCUCAAAACGAUACGUUACUAAAACCGUUGAAAAUAAACGACGAGAUUACUAUAAUACCGCAACCGGUUCGAUCGACGAGACCUAGUAAUAAUAAUAAUAGAGAAUCUAACGCAGCUACCAUAACCAAAACUGUAUCCAACAGUAAAAAAAUGGAUUGUGAAGACAACGGUAGUAAUAAUAGUAAAAAACCCGACGACAACGACGACGGUGACGAGCAAAUAUGCAAAUGCGCCUGUUUGAUGGGAAACUUCGCCAACUACGAAGCAUUCCGAACGCACUUGAUUGGAAAACACCUGAAAAGCUUCAAGAUAAUACUAUCGCGUUUAGAUUUAAAAUCAUUUAACCGUUUACCGAAUAAAGAGAACGCUUUUAAAUUGACCAAGUUCGAUCGUAAUUUGAUCUCGGACCAGGUACGAAAACAAUACAAUUUAGACGAAUUCUUCAUCGAAAUCAAACGACACCGUUUAAGCGACGAUUUCAAGUACAAAGUCGUCGAGACGAAACGCCCCGAACCGGUUGACACCUUCACAGCCGCUACUUCCAGUCAACCCGAUACCGAGAACUUUGUUCCGCCCGAAGUGGUCUUCUCGGCAGCCGAAGACUCGGAUGAAGGCGCCAAAGCUAUGAAGAAGCCACGCUUAUUCAAACUGAACACCGUGUACCAGAAACGUAGAAUAGAGAGCGAGCUUUUCGCUAGAAAAAAAGCUCAGGCUGGUAAAGUCGCUACGGCGGCGGCGUCUCGGAAGAUCGCGCCCAAACCCGGUCCAGGUCCAGCUAUCGUAGUCAACGGUGGUGGUAAACAGAAGAAGCUGAUAUCGAGAGGUCGUCGUAACGCGGCUAGACAAAAUGCUCGUAAAAACGCCACCGAUAGCAACGAGAUGGACGCGUCUUCUUCGGACGAUGACGUGGUGAACGUGAUCGAUGAUGAUCGAAGACCAUCGACGACUGCUUAUUCCUCGAGAAGCGUUCCGGGUUCGUCGUCGAAUUCGUUCAACGAUCACUUCAUGUCCGGAUUAUCCGGAUUUCAGACGAUGAUAUCGCAACAACGUACGGUCACAACGAGUACGAGCCGAGGAACGGGCCAUAUUUCGGCGACCAGAACGCAGACUCCUCGAUAUCGACUUCCAUCUCCAUCUCAAGCCGGUGCACCGUUCACCGUGUUCAAUCAUCAAACCGUGACUACGAUGAGCAGUACCUCGAUUGGUGCUCGAGCACCGAGACCAGUCGGCCUGUCUACAGCUGCCAACCGAUCCGGAGCUCCUAAAGUGGUGCAGAUUUUUAGCCAACGCUCCGUCAAAGUUACAAAAAGCGUUACCACUUACUCCGGUCCCGGCGCGGCGGCGGCUCGUGCGAGGGCAGUUGCUGCUGCUAAACCGAAAACCACCGCUCCUGCUCCUGUUCCUAGUAAACCGCAGGCUGUCAUUAGUCUGUUGAGUGAUAGCGACAGUGACCAUAGUGCUGUUGAAAUCGUCGACUCUGAUCCAGGUGCGGUGGCUGCUGCUUCUCCUCGUAAAUCCGGCGACGACGAAGACGACAACGAUAACGAAGAAGUGUUUAUUCUUCCAUCGUGAAAUGAUGUUUCGCCCGUGUUUAUACCGCGUGUACUGCCAAUAAUUCCACGUUAAUUUGAAGUAUAGUAAACGACGCUUAAUGGUCUCAAUUUAAUCUACAAAUUAUAGAUUUUUUAACUUGUAUUUUGCUUAGUUUUUUUUUGUUUUUUUUUACCUGUCAUGAUUUUUUUUUCUGUAUAGUUAACGUGUGUUUUAAACAGUGUGGCGAUUUUGGGAAUUUUUGUACGAACGAGGAUGAAAUUUUCAUUUGAUCGGGGUUGCCUUCAUUUCGAGUCUGAAGUUUUCAAUUGACCAACGCGAGCGCUAGUGUUGCAUUUUAUUGGAUUCGAGUUGACAAUUUUGUUAUUUGGAAGAAAAAAAUCGAAGGAGAUUGUAGUCGUUUGUAAAAAAUAGUUAUUUUAAUCGUAAAGUGAGAUGGUUUUUGGGUUUUGGUUUAUUCUGAUGGUAUCUUUUUAAUUGUUUUGUACAGAAAUUUUUUCAAAAUGAACUGUGAGCCUUUGAAUUUAAUUUUUUCCGAUGCAAACUCGAGUCUUUGAAUCCUUGAAGCAAAAUGAUUUCGAUAUAGCGAGCUAACUAUCUUCCAAAACCCUUCAAAGUGAUUGUAAGGUGUCAUCUGUGGCUUUUUCCAUUCUCAUUGAUUGAAAAUUUGAAGAGCUCUCCUCCUCCCCUCUUCUGUAUAGUGUUCGAUUGAAAUUCGUAAAAGAUGAUUUCUCUAUUCGAGAAUUCCUAAGGGGAGGGGGAGGGAGAAAUUGCGAAAAAUUUCCAAAUAUCAAGAUCACUUCGACUCGAAAAACAAAAUUCAGCCUCUUAAUGGAGAUUUGGGGUUCCGAAUUUCAAGUAUUUGAAAGUGCUGAUUUGGAUUCUGGCAUCAGUUGGACUAUAAAAUCAAAAUUGGUUUUCUCCGAGGAGUACUUAGAUCUAAAAUUUCCAAAAAUGUCGUCAGUUUGGGUUUUUGGUAAGAUUUUGAACCCCCCCCCCCCUCGAACACAGCCAUAGAAGCUCGAUUUUAAUUUUAGUGUCGAUUGAGUUGCAUAGUCGGAUUCCAUUUCAAAAUUUUGAGCCUCGAGUUCCUUUUCUCCUUCCCCUUUGAGAUUCUGGCAGCUCGGUUCUGAUUUUGGGGUCAAACUGAUUCCAGACUCAGAACUAGCGUUUCUGAAAAAAGUAAAAACUAGUAAUUUGAUUCUUACGUUGAAUUUUUCAAAAUUUUGGGCCUCAAGCCCUUAAUUGAAGUGCCCAAUUUUGGUUUUGGGGUCGAAGGAACAGCUUCAAGUCGUCUUCAUCUUCAAAACAUGUAUUUUGGUUUCAAAAUUUUGGGCUUCGAGGUCCCCUCCCCCUGCCCCUCAGCUCGGUUUUGGUUUUUGCUUCAAGCUGAUUCCAGUUUCUGGAAGUGAAAUUGAGCCCCAAGCCUCUCUUCAGGGUGUCCAAUUUCGGUUUUGGGGUCUAGUGGGUCACAUGAUCAGAUUCUUCUAGAAAACGGUCUCCAUUUUUUCAGCACCCCCCCUCCCCCGAACUCGCCUCGUUUGUUCAAAUGAUAAUAUUUAGAAAAAAAGAAAUUUCGUUAUCCUUUUUAUACAUACAAAAGAUCUAGCACAUUCUGCGUUGUAUCAGCCCUUAUGAUUUUUGUUUCCAAGUUCAAAAUUAUCGAUUCUGUGAGAUGAAAAUUUCAAAAUUUAAACGCCGAAGUACGUUUUCUUCCUUUUUUUUUCUCUCUGUUGCUUCCUUUUCAAUCACUCUCGUUCGACUAAAAAAUUCUUCAGAUGGGAAAUACGUACAUUUAAAAGAUCUCGUCUCUGUUCGCUUUUCCUCUUCGGUUUGAUGUACCUGCGUCAGUCAUUGCUCUUAAAACACGCUCGUUUGUUUUCCUCGAAGUUUUUGUUUUGCUGUUUCGUUGUGUUUUAUUUUUUGUUUCGAUGCUCAAAUGAUACGAUCGUAGCGAAGUCUUCUCAGUUCUUUCACGAAUUGACCAAUUCUGUUUGUUUCGGAUCAGGGAGAUUAAAAUACGCGUAUCAAGAUCGAGUACUUUUUCUCCUUACUUUUCUAAUUGAUUUUUUUUUUAUUGCAAUGCUUUUUUGAACUGAUGAGUGUUUCUUUUUUUUUUUUGUUUAAUUUUCUUAAGUAGUAUUAUUUAUUUAUUUAUUUAGGCGUUUUAUUCGCUGUUUUUUUACGUUUUUUUUUCGCCACGUUUUAAAUAAUUUCACGAUAAUAGGUUGCAUUCUAAUUAGGUAAAUUAUGCGUUAUUAUCGGAACGUGAAUCUUGCCAGACUAAAAAUUAUUAUCAUUGUUUACAUUUUUUCUAUUUUCAUGGGCUAGAUGAUCUUUUCUCUUGGAAAGAGUAUACUUUUUAAUUUUGAUUUUGUGAUAAUCGUGAGAUAUUACGAGAAAUUAACUACCAACUUGAGUAUUUUAAACAAAAAAAUGCCUAAUUUAAUUAUGUGUAUUUUUUUUCUCUUUUUUUUUAAUAGUUUAUGUUUAGAAAUUUGCGUUUGCGAUUGUGUAGUCAGUGAUACGAGUCAUUGUUUAAUGAAAUGUUUAUUUUGACUAUUGAAAUUAUUAUUGUAAACAAUUCUCUUUUUUUUUCUCUUCUCUUCGACUUACAUUGUAAUAUAUUCUAAUUAUUUGUACUUAUGAGAAUUUAUUAAUUUUAUACUACGAAGUAUUUUUUUUUGCAAAAUAAUAUUUAACCAUUAUUCCAAGCAUAUCUUUACGGAUUUUUUUUUUUUUUUGUAAACAUUUAUACUGUGUAACUUUUUCCUUUAUUUUUUCAUUAGCGUUUGACCAAGACGCGAAUUGUUGUCUUCAUCGUGUAUUAAAGGUUUUCUCCCCUUCCCUUAUAGUAUACAUAUUUUUUAAUGUUAGAGAGACAUGAAGAAAUCAUUUCUAUGUUGUAAAUUCGUCUAUGUAUAUAUGAUUAUUUAAUUUUGUACUAAAAUUUUGAAAAUAUUGAACCACGUAUGUGUAUAUAAUAUUAUAGUUACGAUUAGGUAUACAUUUAUAAGUAAAGCAUCGCGAUGAUAUUUACCAAAAAAUAUGCAGAUCGAAGAAUUCAAAUAAACUACUCAUAACUGCGAUAUUAAUUAUGUUGUAAUAAAUGUAAAUGAUUUUAUGUUUUGAAAACAUUUUACAUAUAAAAACGUUGAUUAUUAUAGUUUUCAAGUUUUUG